ACUUUAAAGAUCAUUAACGCCUGGGACCUCAAGACACCCAGCUCAAGACGCCCACCCCCUGCACCAUCUAGGGGACAUGGUGUCUACCCUAAUUCUCAACAUCUCUAGGGGAAAAGAAGAUCCAACACCUUAGGACUGUGAAUCAGGGAAUAGCCCAGUCUCAGAAGAAUUUGGGAAGGUGGACAUCAGCAGACUGCGAUCACCGUGACUUGUGCUCCAGGAGGGGAGGAAGAGAAACAGAAUCAAAGAUCAGGGAAGGGUCUUAGAAUUCUCCUAGUCCAAACCUCCUUGCAGAUGAGAAAAUGGAAGUCUAGAGACUAAUCAACUUGCCCACAGUCACACAAGUAGCAAAUGGCAAGGACACCCACCAACUAACUGAAGGACUCUUGCCUGGAGUAUUGUUACAGCAGACGGAGAGAGGGGCCAGUCUACUCGGGGGGCCUGCUUCCUGCCAAGAAACCUUGGUGGGACUGCAGGAGGGAGCAUGUGCUGUCUUUGUGGAAAAAUGAGAACCCAAACAAGCAGCUUUUAACAUAAGGCAAGUGGAAAUAGUCUGACCUCCUGAGGAGAAAGAAGAGGAAGGUGCAGAUCACCAACCAUCCCAUUAGCUGCAAUGGGACAGACCUGCCAACAUAUGGGAUGUGUUUGUGAGCCACGAAUUCUUCCUCCUUUGGACAGUGAAAAGAUCGACAAGUAUCUUUAUGCCAUGCGGCUCUCAGAUGACGUCCUUCACGAGGUCACGAAUCGAUUUAAGAAAGCAAUGUCAAAUGGGCUUUCCAGAAAUUAUAAUGUAACUGCUUCUGUGAAGAUGCUACCAACAUUUGUGAGAUCCAUUCCUGAUGGCUCAGAAAAGGGAGAUUUCAUUGCUCUGGAUCUUGGGGGGUCUUCCUUUCGAAUUCUACGGGUGCAAGUGUCUCAUGAUAAAAAUCAGCACGUUGAGAUGGAUUCAGAGGUUUAUGAAACCCCAGACCGUAUAAUGCGUGGCAGUGGACCUGAGCUUUUUGAUCAUGUUGCUGAAUGCCUUGGAAACUUCAUGGAGAAAAAGAAGAUCAAAGAUAAGAACUUACCCAUUGGAUUUACUUUCUCCUUCCCCUGUCGACAGACAAAAAUCAAUGAGGCUGUUCUGAUCACCUGGACCAAGCGCUUUAAGGUCAGCGGAGUGGAGGGUUCUGACGUGGUCCAGCUGCUCAACAAAGCAAUCAAGAAGCGAGGGGAAUAUGAAGCCAACAUCAUGGCUGUCGUGAACGACACUGUGGGGACGAUGAUGACCUGUGCCUUCGAUGACCCAGAGUGUGAAGUGGGCCUGAUCGUUGGUACCGGCACCAACGCCUGCUACAUGGAAGAACUGAGGCACAUCGACAUGGUUGAAGGGGAUGAAGGGCGUAUGUGCAUCAACACAGAAUGGGGGUCCUUUGGGGAUGACGGCUGCAUCAAUGAAAUUCGCACAGAAUUUGACAAAGAGAUUGACCGGGGAUCCCUCAAUCCUGGGAAGCAGCUAUUUGAGAAGAUGGUCAGUGGCAUGUACAUGGGGGAGCUUGUCAGACUGAUUAUUGUAAAGAUGGCGAAGGGGGGCCUCCUAUUUGAUGGGCGGCUCACACCUGAGCUACUCACCAAAGGGAAAUUUGAGACCAAGAAUGUAUCAGCCAUUGAGAAAACCAAGGAAGGUCUCGACAGAGCCAAAGAUAUCCUGACCAACCUUGGCUUGGAGCCAUCCCCCGAAGAUUGUGUCUCUGUCCAGCAUGUGUGUGCCAUUGUCUCACAUCGAUCGGCCAAUCUGGUGGCUGCCAUGUUGGCUGGCAUCUUGUUCCGCCUGAAAGAAAACAAAAAUUUGCCUCGGCUGCGGACCACAGUUGGGGUUGAUGGAACGCUGUACAAGUUUCAUCCACAGUACUCCCGCCGAUUGCAGAAAACCCUGCGGCGCUUGUUCCCUGACUCUGAUGUGCGCUUCAUCCUCUCCGAGAGUGGGAGUGGGAAGGGGGCUGCCAUGGUGACCGCUGUGGCCUAUCGGCUGGCCGAGCAACAGAAGCAUAUGGCCGAGAUGCUGGCCCCCUUGAAGCUUACAUCUCAGCAGCUCAUGCAGGUGAAGAACAGACUGCGAGUGGAGAUGGACCUGGGGCUAAAGAAGAGCAGCCACGAUAGUGCCAAGGUGAAGAUGUGGCCAUCCUACGUGACUGGUACCCUGGACGGUUCUGAGUCUGGAGACUUCUUAGCCCUGGACCUUGGGGGCACAAACUUCCGGGUCCUGCUGGUGAAGAUCCGUAGUGGGAAAAAGAAGAGUGUUGAAAUGCAUAACAAAAUCUAUGCCAUUCCUGAGUCAGUGAUGCAGGGCACCGGAGAGGAGCUUUUCGACCACAUUGUUUCCUGUAUCUCUGACUUUCUGGAUUAUAUGGGGAUGAAAACUGCCCGGUUGCCCCUUGGCUUCACGUUCUCCUUUCCUUGCCACCAGACGAGUUUGGAUGGGGGCACCCUGGUCACGUGGACGAAGGGCUUUAAUGCAUCCAACUGUGUAGGACAAGAUGUGCCCACCUUGCUGAGAGACGCAAUUAAAAGGAGAGGGGAAUUUGACCUGGAUGUUGUGGCUUUGGUCAAUGAUACUGUGGGCACCAUGAUGACCUGUGCUUAUGAAGAACGGACUUGUGAAGUUGGACUCAUUGUAGGGACAGGAAGCAAUGCCUGCUACAUGGAAGAGAUGAAGAAUAUUGAGCUGGUGGAGGGGAAUGAGGGACGGAUGUGCAUCAACAUGGAGUGGGGUGCUUUUGGGGACAAUGGAUGCCUAGAAGACCUUAGGACGGAGUAUGACCGAAUCGUGGAUGAUUUUUCCCUCAAUGCUGGCAAACAGAGGUAUGAGAAGAUGAUUAGCGGGAUGUACUUGGGAGAAAUCGUCCGAAACAUUUUAAUUGACUUCACCAAGAAUGGUUUCCUGUUCCGAGGCCACAUUUCUGAGGCUUUGAAAACCCGGGGAAUCUUUAAGACCAAGUUCCUGUCACAGAUUGAAAGUGAUAGGUUGGCCCUGCUCCAGGUCCGAGUGAUUCUGCAGGAGCUGGGUCUAAACAGCACCUGUGACGACAGUAUCCUUGUCAAGAUGGUCUGUGGGGUCGUGUCCAAGAGGGCUGCCCAGCUCUGCGGGGCUGGGGUGGCAGCUGUUGUGGACAAGAUCAGGGAAAACAGGAAUCUGGAAACUCUGAAAGUGACUGUAGGAGUUGACGGGACACUCUAUAAACUCCAUCCUCAUUUCUCCAGGAUCAUGAAUCAGACAGUGCAGGAUCUGGCCCCCAAAUGUAACGUCAAAUUCCUCCUCUCAGAAGACGGCAGUGGGAAGGGAGCGGCACUCAUCUCGGCUGUCGGGGUGAGGCUCCGAGAGGGCAAAGGCAAGGCCAGCUAAGAAGCCCCAACGGACGCCGGCUCCUCUGUACCCUUGGAGCCCUUCUCUCUCUCUCUCUCUCUCUCUCUCUCUCUCUCUCUCUCUCUCUCUCUCUCUCUCUCUCUCUCUCUCUCUCUCUCUCUCUCCCUCUCUGUCUCUCUCUUUCCUUUUCUCUCUCUUUCUUUCUUUUUCUCUCUUUCUAGGCACUCCUCCUUCUUCCUUCCUUGGGUAGCCUGAACUGAAUGCACACCAGACCCUGCCAAUGUAUGAAGCCCUGUAUACCUCUAGGCAUAAAAGAAUUGGGUGCAAAAUUGAA
Messenger RNA from Monodelphis domestica (gray short-tailed opossum), 3677 nucleotides. The record is from RefSeq and is a predicted model, not a curated record. Lineage: Eukaryota; Metazoa; Chordata; Mammalia; Didelphimorphia; Didelphidae.